AUGUUGGGCCUCGCAAAGAGAAUUGGGGCAAGAUUCCUUCUUACUAGUACAAGUGAGGUUUAUGGUGACCCUCUUGAGCAUCCACAGAAGGAGACAUAUUGGGGACAUGUAAAUCCAAUAGGUGUACGGAGUUGCUAUGAUGAAGGAAAACGAACUGCUGAAACCUUAACUAUGGAUUAUCAUCGUGGAGCUGGUGUUGAGGUACGCAUUGCACGUAUAUUUAAUACAUAUGGGCCUCGUAUGUGUCUUGAUGAUGGACGUGUUGUCAGCAACUUCGUUUCACAGGCCAUACGCAAGCAACCAAUGACAGUUUAUGGUGAUGGGAAGCAAACCAGAAGCUUUCAAUAUGUGUCUGACUUGGUUGAUGGAUUAGUGGCACUAAUGGAAAGUGAGCACAUUGGACCGUUCAACUUGGGUAACCCUGGAGAGUUCACAAUGUUAGAGCUUGCCGAGGUUGUCAAAGAAACCAUUGAUUCCAGUGCAACCAUCGAAUUCAAAGAAAACACUGCCGAUGAUCCUCAUAAGAGGAAGCCAGAUAUUACUAAAGCAAAAGAUCUUCUAAACUGGGAGCCAAAGAUUUCUUUACACGAGGGCUUGCCUUUGAUGGUCAAUGAUUUUCGAAAUCGCAUCUUGAAUGAAGAUGAAGGAAAGGGGAACAAAUGA
This is a messenger RNA of Fraxinus pennsylvanica, 663 nucleotides long. Lineage: Eukaryota; Viridiplantae; Streptophyta; Magnoliopsida; Lamiales; Oleaceae. The record is from the annotation of a GenBank genome assembly.